AUGAUUAAAUACAGUAAAUUUCAUUGUAGCGCAUAUCCAUGGCUGCUGAAUUAUAUCAAUCGUCACAGCAAGCGUCAAACACGACAAAUUUCUGUUCAUACAUUUGUUAGUCAAGCGGAAAGUGGCCGCACACUAACCGAUUUCACUUUUCUUCCUGGCCAUGGAACACAUUUCUUCGUCUAUAAUUACCGAUGGAUACAGGUUGAAAGGCAACGCGAAAAGCAGGUUAUUCAAAAAGGAGAUUAUCGCACACCACUUGAAACAGUUACAUUAACCACCAUAGGUACUGUUGUUAUUUUUGGCUCUUUUUUCCAGUUUAUUGAUAAUCAGAGAUUGAUUGCUGCUGGUAUAGCUUGCAUAUGGGAUGGGAGCACACUGGGAGUU
Gongylonema pulchrum is the source of this 384-nucleotide messenger RNA. Lineage: Eukaryota; Metazoa; Nematoda; Chromadorea; Rhabditida; Gongylonematidae. The record is from the annotation of a GenBank genome assembly.